AUGCCUCGGGGAAAGAAGAGCAAGCACCGACGAGAGAAACGCCAACAGGGCCUGGGUGACAACACUCAGAGUCUCAAGGGUGCUGAGGCCACAGCAGAGGAGACUGAAGUGCCCGUCUCCUCUCCUCCCAAUGAUGAUUCUCCCCCGAGCUCCCCUGCACCUGACCCAUCCCAGGAGCCCCAGGGAGCCACAGCCACUAGCUCUCUUGAGGCAGGUGUCUUAUGCCCAUUAUCUGAUGCCAGUGCCAAGCGCCAAGGUCAGGAAUGUGCCCGUGCCUCCCAGGCAGUACCUUCUGCUCUGCGGGCUCGCAGAGAUCCACUAAGCAGGGUGGUUAGCAAGGUGGUGCAGUUCGUGUUGGAGAAGCUGAGUAAGAAGGAGCCCAUCAUUCAGAACGCAUUGCUGAGGAUUGUCAAAAGGAAGUACAAGGAGCAGUUCCCUGAGAUCCUCAGGAGAGUCUUUGAGCGCAUGGAUCUGGUCUUUGGCCUUGACUUCAAGGACGUCAACCCCAGCAACCACACCUAUGCCUUUUUCAACAAGCAGGGCCUCCGGGUUGAGGGAGACCUGAGCAGUGAUGAGGUCGUGCCCAAGACCGGGUUCCUGAUGGUGCUCCUGGGUGUGAUCUUCAUGAAUGGCAACCUCGCCACUGAAGAGGAGAUCUGGAAGUACCUCAAAGUAUACGGGGUCCUCCCUGGGAAGAAGCAUCUCAUCUUCGGAGAGCCCAGGGAAUUCAUCACCAAGGAUCUGGUUGAGCAACAUUACAUCGAGUGCCGCCAGGUUCCCGACAGUAAUCCUUCACGCAACCUGUUCCUGUGGGGCCCAAGAGCCCAUGCUGAUAUCGGCAAGAUGAAAGUGCUGGACGUGCUGGCCAGGAUCUACAAUAAGCUCCCCACUGCCUUCCCAAACCUGUAUGAGGAGGCCUUGAGAGAUGAGGAAGAUAAAGCAUGGUUGAGAGCCGCAGCCAUGUCCAGACUCCUGCCUGCUAUCGCUGACCAUAGUGACAUCAUGCCUCGGCGUCACAAAAACAAGAAACGCCAUCAUGCCCGAAGUGAGCCUCAGAGUCAUGGCAAUGCUCAGGCCACUGCAGAAGCAGAAGAGGAGUCCACUCCCUCUUUCUCUACUCAGCAUGAAGGUAUUAGCCAGGGUCUGCCUAUGUCUGGGUCAUGUAACACUUCCCAUGGCCCUCAAAGAGCGCAAACCACCACCACUACUUCUGUAGCUGUUUCUUGCCCUGGGUCUGAUGAAGCUUUCAGCAGCCAAGAGGAGGAUGAGGCUGUCUCCUCUGAGAUCCCACUCUUCACUGAGGUCUCAGACAUGGAUGAGUUCCAAACCAGGACUGUGUCUUUGGAGCAGUUCAUUCUGAACAGGUUUAAAUUGAAAAAGCCCAUUUUGAAGGCUGAUAUGAUGCAUAUUGUCGGGGAAGAUUACCAAGACCGAUUUGCUGAGAUUCUCAAGAAAGUUUCUGAGCAACUUGAAACCUUCUUUGCAUUAGACAUGAAUGAAGCGGACUCAACCAGACACUCCUACGUCCUUGUCAGCAAAUUAAAACUCCCCAAUAAUGGGAGGGUGCGUCCUGGCAGGGGGUUCCCCAAGACUGGUCUCCUGAUGCAUAUCCUGGGUAUGAUCUUCAUGAAUGGCAACUCUGUCUCUGAGGAAGAGAUCUGGAAAGAUCUGCGUGUAAUGCAUGUGUACCCUCGGAAGAAGCACUUCAUCUUUGGGGAGCCCAGGAAGCUCAUCACUGAUUUUGUGAGGCUGAAGUACCUGGAGUGCCGCCAGGUGCCCCACAGUGAUCCUCCAUGUUUUGAGUUCCUGUGGGGUCCAAAAGCACACCUUGAAACCAGCAAGUUGAAAGUGCUGGAGUUUUGGGCAAAGGUCAAUGGUACCCACCCCAGUGCCUUCCCAAACUGUUAUCAGGAGGCUUUGCAAGAUGAGAAAGAGAGAGCCCAAGCCAGAGAUGCAGCCAGGGCUGCCACUACUGCCCAAGUCACUGCACUUUCCAGGGCCAUGGCCAGCACAACCUUUCUACCUGUAGAGAAAUCUACAGACCAGAAUAUAUAA
Messenger RNA from Myotis myotis, 2055 nucleotides. Its product is annotated as melanoma-associated antigen B4-like. The record is from RefSeq and is a predicted model, not a curated record. The transcript has 2 exons. NCBI's taxonomy places the organism in Eukaryota, Metazoa, Chordata, Mammalia, Chiroptera, Vespertilionidae. Gene Ontology annotation, biological process: negative regulation of transcription by RNA polymerase II. Gene Ontology annotation, cellular component: nucleus. Bases 1 to 2055 code for a protein of 684 amino acids.